ACGUGAAUGAUUUGACCGAUUCGAGUCGAGUUUGUGCCACAGACCCGCCAACAGCUCUCAGAAUCGCUAAAACUAAUCUUUGAGGAUCGCGUCGACACUUGAGACUGCACUUCGUGUUCAAUUCCAAUCAGUCCGAAUCAUGAGGGAGAUUGUUCAUCUUCAGGCUGGCCAGUGCGGCAAUCAAAUUGGAGCCAAGUUCUGGGAGGUAAUUUCCGAGGAGCACGGCAUCGAUCAGACUGGCAUUUAUCACGGUGACAGUGAUCUUCAGUUGGAGAGGAUUUCUGUCUACUACAAUGAGGCAUCCGUCGCAACAGCCACCAACGGGGGUAAAUACGUUCCCCGGGCGAUUCUCCUGGACCUGGAGCCGGGUACGAUGGACGCAGUUCGUUCAGGAGCAUAUGGCAAGCUCUUCCGCCCCGACAACUUUGUAUUUGGUCAGUCAGGAGCCGGCAACAACUGGGCAAAGGGCCACUACACCGAGGGCGCCGAGCUAGUCGACUCAGUUCUCGAUGUCGUUCGCAAGGAGUGUGAAAAUUGCGACUGCCUCCAGGGCUUCCAGCUGACCCACUCCCUCGGUGGUGGCACUGGCUCAGGAAUGGGGACCCUCCUCAUCUCCAAGAUCCGGGAGGAGUAUCCAGACAGAAUAAUGAAUACCUACUCAGUGAUGCCUUCUCCCAAAGUAUCCGACACGGUGGUGGAGCCCUACAACGCGACCCUGUCGGUCCAUCAAUUAGUCGAAAACACCGACGAGACCUACUGCAUCGAUAACGAGGCCCUCUACGACAUCUGCUUCCGCACCCUGAAAGUGGCGAAUCCCUCCUACGGGGACUUGAAUCACCUCGUGUCCCUCACCAUGUCCGGGGUGACCACGUGCCUGAGAUUUCCCGGACAACUCAACGCUGAUCUUCGUAAAUUGGCAGUGAAUAUGGUGCCGUUUCCUCGUCUCCACUUCUUCAUGCCCGGUUUUGCACCCCUGACGUCGCGCUCCAUGCAGCAGUACUCAGCCUUAUCAGUUCCCGAGCUCACCCAGCAGAUGUUCGACGCCAAGAACAUGAUGGCAGCCUGUGAUCCACGUCACGGCAGAUAUCUCACCGUUGCCGCUGUCUUCCGGGGGCGAAUGUCGAUGAAGGAAGUUGACGAGCAGAUGCUCAGUGUUCAGAACAAGAACAGUUCGUACUUCGUCGAGUGGAUUCCGAACAAUGUUAAGACAGCGUGCUGCGAUAUUCCACCGAAGGGCCUGAAGAUGUCGUCUACUUUCAUCGGAAAUACCACAGCCAUUCAGGAGUUGUUCAAACGCAUCUCCGAACAGUUCACAGCUAUGUUCAGGAGAAAGGCUUUCUUGCAUUGGUAUACUGGUGAGGGUAUGGAUGAGAUGGAGUUCACUGAGGCUGAGUCCAACAUGAAUGAUCUGGUGUCUGAGUAUCAGCAGUACCAGGAGGCCACUGCUGAGGAGGACUUCGAGGCUGAGGAGGGAGCUGAUGAUUUUGAGACUUGCGAACAGGAGUGAAGAGAGACUGAUUUCUACUUUAUUUAAUGAUAUUCUAGGUCACUUGGUCAUUUUUUAAAUUGUUUUUUUGUCAUUUUUCUAAUUAGAUGUUUUAUCGUUUCACUGGGCAGACUCCUGUGUGGAGUUUUCAUACUUUUUAUAAGAAUGCCGAUGAUUUUUGAUCAUUAGAAAUGGAUCUUUGGGGGAAGUUUGAGUGAUAGAGAUGUGUGUGAUACAGCUGAUUACCAAGGAGACAGUUAUGAUAUUUCUUACGGUUAAAAUAUUUCGAGUUAUGUGGUACAUUAUGUUUAAUUUGUACUCUGCACCAAAGUUUUUGAUGAAUAAAAUUGCACAUUGAAUUGUA
Messenger RNA from Diachasmimorpha longicaudata, 1850 nucleotides. Its product is annotated as tubulin beta chain-like. Gene Ontology annotation, biological process: mitotic cell cycle; microtubule cytoskeleton organization. NCBI's taxonomy places the organism in Eukaryota, Metazoa, Arthropoda, Insecta, Hymenoptera, Braconidae. Gene Ontology annotation, molecular function: structural constituent of cytoskeleton; GTPase activity; GTP binding. The record is from RefSeq and is a predicted model, not a curated record. The transcript is spliced from 4 exons. Gene Ontology annotation, cellular component: cytoplasm; microtubule. Bases 140 to 1507 code for a protein of 455 amino acids.